AAUUUUGGGCGGUUGAGAGGUUAACUGUUACUCGGCUGGGGAAUAUUAAUCAACGUUUCCCUUUGCCACUGGAGCUCACUUAAACAAAAUUAUGAAAGCCACACUUAAUACCACAAUACGGCCUGGCAAAUCGUAAAAUGUGAGAUAGAUUGUAAAGAGAGGUAGAGAGGAGGAGAGACACGGUAGAGGGAGGAAGAGGAUCAGCCGCCACAGGAAACGCCUUUCUCUACCACAACAAAAACGACGCCAUAGACCAUUACGCUUCCCUCGCAGAUAUGGACGCCUCUGCCUGUUUUUUCUCAAGUGACCACACACUGAGAGAGACAUAUAGCUGUUCUGAUGCUUCCUCAGUGUGGCAGAAUUGAAUUAUAAGGUCACACAUCAACACUGCAGAAGAGCUCAUUGAUGCUUUGUAACAACACAUAAAUAAAUCCCAGAAUGGAAGCAGCACCUCCUCAGUAUCCAGCCAGAACACAUACAGCGAGUCAGACAGUGCCGGAGCAACCCCAGCAGCAGACACAGCAUCUUGUGCCCCAAAUUGGAAUGUGGUUGCAGACAACUGAGAAACCAUAUGAGUGCGAUGAAUGCAGUAAACGAUUUGCUCAGGAGAGUCACCUUAAUAACCAUAUAGUGUGGCAUAGAAAGGUGAAAAGGUUUGAGUGUGAGAUGUGUAACAAGAGGUUUACUAUGGAAAGUCAUCUUGACAGUCAUAUGAUCGUCCACAGUGCUGACAAAAAUUUUAAGUGUGAAAUGUGUGACAAACGAUUCACCAUGGAAAGUCACCUUAAUGGCCAUAUGCUCGUUCACAGUCAAGUAAAGAAAUUUGAAUGUGAAUUGUGCAAUAAGAGAUUUACAAUGGAAACACAUCUCAGAAGUCACAUGCUUGUGCAUGUCAAGGAGAAAAGAUUUGAAUGUGAAAAAUGUGGGAAGCGGUUUCUACAGAAAAGUCACCUUAACAGCCACAUGAAUGCACAUAAUGUUGAAAAGAAUUUUGAAUGUGGAACCUGUGGUAAACGCUUUGCACUAGAAAUACAUCUCAACAGCCAUCAUCUUGUACACACCAUGGAAAAGAAAUUUGAGUGUCCUACAUGUAGCAAAAGAUUCACGAUGGAAAUUCACCUCAACAGCCAUAGGCUUGUGCAUAGUGUGGAGAAAAAGUUUGAAUGUCUUAUUUGUGGAAAGAGAUUCUCAAUGGAGAGCCAUCUGAACAGCCACAUGGUUGUGCAUAGUGAGAAAAGGUUUGAGUGUGAAGUGUGUGGCAAGAGGUAUACUCGCAAGAGUCACCUCAACAGCCAUAGGUUUGUGCACAGUGAAGAAAAAAGGUUUGAAUGUGAGGUCUGUAGAAAAAAGUUUUCUCAGAGAAGUCACUUGAGCAGCCAUAGAGUUGUACACACCGAGGAGAAAAGAUUUGAGUGUGAAGAAUGUGGUAAGCGGUUCAUCCAGGAGAUCCAUCUCAACAGUCAUAUGUAUGUUCAUAGUGCUGAAAAAAAAUUUGAACGUCAGGAAUGGGGGAAUCGAGUGCCUCAAGAAAAUCAUGUAAAUGGGCACAAGUUUGUGCACAAUGACAUGAAGAGAUUUGAAUGUGAAGAUUGUGGGAAAAGAUUUUCUCAGGAAAGCCACCUAAACAGCCACAGGUUUGUCCACACCCAGGAAAAAAGCUAUGGAUGUGCUGACUGUGGAAAGAGGUUUAGACAAGAAACCCACCUCAUUAGUCAUCAGUUUGUACACAGUGAGAAGAAAAGGUUUGAAUGUCCUGAGUGUGGAAAACGAUUUACACAAGAAAGUCAUCUGAACAGCCAUAGGUUUGUUCACAGUGAGAGGAAGGGAAUUGACUAUGCUGAGUAUGUGAAACAAAUGCCUGUGUCCCUGCCUCAGAAAACUCACCAUAAUGGUCAUGCUAGCCAUACUCUCAUGCCUAAUGAGAAGAAAGCAUUUGAUUAUCAGGAGACGGCAAAAAUGUUCCAACAACAACCAUAUCAACCACCACAUGCAUAUGCACAGUGGGAGCAGGUUCGGACUUUGUGGUCAUUGUAGCCACAUGCCACUAUGAUAAAACCUCCAGACUCCUAGUUUUUGUAGUCAAAUGAAUAGUGGAUAUUAUGUUCCUUAAAACAAAUGAAAAGUGGUUGAAGAAUAACUUAAUAUGCAGUUUAUUUAAGUUCUCAGGUGCCACACUAAUGGAAGAGAAAUCUUUCAAGUUUGGGAGAUGUAACACCAUAGACUUUCAAUGCACAGUUUUAUUCCCCCUGGCAUUAGUUCUCCUUUGUGUGCUCUUCCAUCCCCUUACAUAAAUUUAUGUGUUUGUCUUUUUUAUAUAUAUAUAGAAGAAAAUUUUUUCUUUGUUGUUAUUCGGAUAAAUUUUUGUGCACCAGAUAUACUGUGUGCGUACUGUACUAUGCAUUCUGUAAUGUUUGUGUGUGUGUGGAGUAUAAAACCUGACUGGACAGUACGGUUUGACCAAAUAAAUCCCAGUCCAAUUCCCUUGCCCAGAUAAAGUUCUUUUAUAUAUUUGAAAGGAAAGGUAGGAUUGAUUUGCAUUAAUUUAAUUUGCACUUCUGCAUCGUGUACAGUGCAUUAUCAAACAUCAAGGGCUGAGGGGGUGCCAUGGUGUCUACCUAAGAGAUAAAAUUCCUGGCCACGAUUAUGUUUACCUUUUCACCCCUUUGAAUUUUAGAAACAUGUUUAAGGCAUUUAAUAAUAGAUUACACAAUUAAUAUAUACUUCAUUGUUAUUUGUAUUGAUCAAAUUGGAAAUAUUUUUGUGCAUAGAUAUACAUACGUACAUGUUUUAAUGUGUAUGUAUACUUGUGUACAGGGUAUAUGUUUAUAUAUAUUACAUAUGUAUUUAUACUUCAAUCCGUUCAUUUGAUUACAGACAUGUCCUUAAAACCUGAAGAAUUAUAAUAUUGUGAGCACUAUAAAGUUAUAUCACUUAAUGGUACAGGUACUGUAGUAUGUUUUGCUCUGAUGGUCCUGGGAUGAGAGUUCAUUGACAAUUAGAAGAUUUGCACGUCAUUGGUAUAUCAUUUCUAUAUGAAAUAGAGAGACAAUAAAAGAUAUCCAAUAAUGAUGAUGACAGUCAUCUAUCUUAAUGUAUUUCUUUGUUGUGUCCUCCCUUUGUAUUUGACAAAUUCAUCGACACCAAGAAACUUGACAUUUGAACUAAUUACUAUACUCUCAUAAGCACCAUGUGAUAGCAGAGGUGUUGGUAUACUGUAGUGUAUAAUGAGUAAGGUUUACCAUACUCGAGAGGCUAUCUGAAGAUAACUCAGUAUAUGGGCUGCUCUUUUUGGCCAAAAUAUGGAUGACUAUCGACGGGUAGGAUGUGGACUGCUAUCCUUGGAUAGUAUAUUUAUUACUAUCCAUUGUAGUAUGUGGACUUCAUUUAAACCUUCACCACCUGAGGUAGUGAAGGAUAAAUUGAUUAAUUUAUAAGAUUAAGCAGUGAUCACAUAUUUUCUCUUAUUAGAAUUAUCCAGUGCCCAGGAUAAGUCAUUAUGGAAGAGAAGAAUGUACAGUACAGUUAAUUUAUUAGUAUCAUUAUUUGGAGUGAUCUAGAUAAAGUUGUGGAAAUAAGAAAGUCAGACUGGAGUUAGUUUUAACAGCAUUAGGUAAAGAUACUGUGAAUCACGUUAGAAGUAUUAAUUGUGUAAUGUGGGAUUGUACAAAGUGUCAUUGAUAAAGCUAUACUGUAAUUACCCAUUUUGACAUUUUCUAUUACACUUCUGUUCAAGAAGGAAAGUUGACUAAAUCUUAUAGAUAGGCACUCUUAGGUUUUUAAUUAUUAUUUAAUGGUUUUAAAAUGAUGGUGUGUUAAGAGCCUCAUUUUAUUCCUGUAGUUGUGCUUGUAGUUCAGCACAAAAUUUUACGGUGAACUUUUUCAAAGAAAUUGUGCUUUAGUAAUAUACUAAAUUGUAAUACAUACAGAUUAAGCUUAUUGCACUGUACAUGAAGUAAUAUAAGUUGAUACCCAAGUUCACCAUGUUCUUAGAGCAGCUAAGAGAAGGACUGAUAAGGAGGCUGUGCCACCAUAAUUGAAAUUAGCCAUAUUAUUGAAAGUUUACUUCAGUUGGUAAAUGUCCCAAACCUAACUUUUGCCACAUGUUAACAGUCACAGGUAAUGAGGUAUAAUAAUUACAUAUCUUUAAUUUUCAGUUGAACUGAAAAGUUAUGCUGAGAACUUUGAGACCUCCUAGUGUAACUCAUUAAGGCUCCAGUAUGUGGGGGAGAGUUAUGUUUGAUCCCAGACAAAACUAAUGAGAUUAAGUUUUUUAAUAGUAUGGCUGUGUGCUCAGUGAACCUUCUGCAGUGUGUGAACCUCGUAUAUUUGCCUUUAUUGUCUUGGCCUAGUUCUCGCCCACGUGGGUUUCUCGUAAUCUUGUAGUCUAUUUCUGUGUAUGUAACCAAGUUGAAGUUGCUGUUGAGGUCUUAUCAGGUGUUCCAUAAUUGAUAUAAAGUUGCUGUGUGGUUUUAAUUGAAGUUUGUGUAAAAGUUUACCGACGUAUUAUACGGAUUAUUGAAGUUUCUGCACAUCUGCUGAGAUCUCCUCUGCAAAAUAGUUUUUUUUUUUUCA
Molecule: messenger RNA, 4572 nt
Organism: Homarus americanus (American lobster)
Lineage: Eukaryota; Metazoa; Arthropoda; Malacostraca; Decapoda; Nephropidae
Product: zinc finger protein OZF-like
Exons: 2
Coding region: 439-2034 (531 amino acids)
Biological process (GO): regulation of DNA-templated transcription
Molecular function (GO): DNA-binding transcription factor activity, RNA polymerase II-specific; RNA polymerase II cis-regulatory region sequence-specific DNA binding
Source: RefSeq, a predicted model, not a curated record